GCUCCCGCUGGGUCUCCUUCAUGCGGCGCACGGUUGCAGGGAUCUGACCCGGAGCGAGCGAAGGCCGGCAGCUCCGCGCCCGGGCCAAGCGUAUGUUCAGGUCCAAACGGGCAGGGCUUGUGCGGCGGCUUUGGAGAAGCCGGGUCUUUCCCGACGGAGGCGGAGAUGGUGGCGGCGGCGGCGGCGGCAGCCUCAGGAAGAGCCGUGAGCGAGGCGGCGGCGGCGGGAGCCCGGAGAAGCCGCCCUCGAGCGCCAGGCGAGCGGUGACCGGCGGAGGCGCCGUCGAGGAGCCGGGCGCUUUGGAGCGGCCCAUGGCGCACGGCGAGGGCGACCCUCCGGCGCCCGCGGAGGGGGAGGCGGCGCGGGAGGAGGAGGAGGAGGCGGCGGCGGCGGCGGAGGAGGGCAGCCGCAGCGCCGCCGAGGGGGCGAGCCCGUGGCGGGCGCAGGAGAGCGACGGCAAGACCGUGACGUGCUGCCUCUUCACCGAGAGGGAGCCCGACGGCGCCUGCCCCGGGCCCCGGGAGCUGCCCGCCCGGGAAGGGCGCUCCAGACUGUCGCUGGCGGAGCAGGAGCUCAAGGCCGUCACCUACUCGCUGCUGAAGCGCCUCAAGGAGCGCUCCCUCGACAGCCUGCUCGAAGCCGUCGAGUCCCGCGGAGGGAUGCCCAGCGGCUGCGUGCACGUCGCCCGCGCCGAGGUGCGCCUGGGCGGCCAGGCGGCUCCCCCGCACCUCCUGUUGGGCAAGCUCUUCCGCUGGCCCGACCUCCAGCACCCGGCCGAGCUGAAGGCCCUUUGCGAGUGCCGGAGCUUCGGCCUCCCCGACGGGCCCACCGUGUGCUGCAACCCCUAUCACUUCAGCCGCCUGUGCGGCCCAGAAUCUCCACCCCCUCCUUACUCCCGGCUGUCUCCAAAUGAUGAGCAAAAGCCACUGGAUCUUUCGGAUUCCACGUUGUCCUACACUGAAACAGAGGCUACGAACUCGCCCAAUAUCACCCCCGGAGAAUUUUCAGAUGCCAGUAUGUCACCUGAUGCUAUUAAACAAAGCCACUGGUGCAACGUUGCCUACUGGGAACAUCGGACGCGUGUCGGGCGCCUCUACACAGUGUACGAACAGUCUGUCAGUAUAUUUUACGACCUACCUCAAGGAAACGGCUUCUGCCUCGGACAACUGAACCUGGAGAACAGGAACGAGACUGUCCGGCGGACGCGAAGUAAGAUUGGAUAUGGGAUUUUGCUCAGCAAAGAACCAGAUGGCGUAUGGGCGUACAACCGCAGCGAACACCCCAUCUUCGUCAACUCCCCAACACUGGACAUUCCCAACUGUCGGACUUUGAUCGUGCGCAAAGUGAUGCCUGGCUAUUCGAUAAAGGUCUUUGAUUAUGAGAAAUCUUGCCUCUUACAGCACACCACUGACUUGGAAUAUCCCGACGGGCCUUACGACCCGAACAGCGUCCGGAUAAGUUUUGCAAAAGGCUGGGGUCCCUGCUACUCCAGACAGUUUAUCACCUCUUGUCCAUGUUGGCUAGAAAUCUUGCUCAACAACAGCAUCAGAUAGCCGCCAGCCUUUGAGGAGAGCGAAGAGGAACACAGACUAUCCCAAAAUAUCAUCUACCUAGAUUUAAUAUAAAGUUUUAUAUAUUAUAUGAAAAUAUAUAUUAUACUUGUAAUUAUGGAGUCAUUUUUACAAUGUAAUUAUUUAUGUAUGGUGCAAUGUGUAUAUGGACAAAAAACGGAAAAUGCACUUUGGCUUAUAAGUCUUUCAGUACAGUUUUUUUUAUAGGAGGAAAAAAUAUACAGCAAAAAUUGGAACAGCACCAUGUUUUGGCUGUAUCGUUUUUUAAAAUAGUAAUACCCAGACAAAAAGCUAA
Molecule: messenger RNA, 1866 nt
Organism: Elgaria multicarinata webbii
Lineage: Eukaryota; Metazoa; Chordata; Lepidosauria; Squamata; Anguidae
Gene: SMAD6
Product: SMAD family member 6
Exons: 4
Coding region: 93-1553 (486 amino acids)
Biological process (GO): cell differentiation; transforming growth factor beta receptor signaling pathway; BMP signaling pathway
Cellular component (GO): heteromeric SMAD protein complex
Molecular function (GO): transcription regulator inhibitor activity; I-SMAD binding
Source: RefSeq, a predicted model, not a curated record